This is a messenger RNA of Dermacentor andersoni, 1403 nucleotides long. The record is from RefSeq and is a predicted model, not a curated record. NCBI's taxonomy places the organism in Eukaryota, Metazoa, Arthropoda, Arachnida, Ixodida, Ixodidae.
UGCACUGAAACUCGGCCGCAAUGUGGCGCUGCGGUUCCCCGAGCCCGGCGCCAUGCUUGUGGUUGUGCCGCAGCAGCCGACGCAUGCUUGCAGCUGUGUUCCGUAAGUGUUGUGUGGUGUUCCCUAGCAUUUAGGUUUCUCGUGUGUUGCAUGUGGCGUUGGUUGUUUGCAAUACUGCUGCGUUGGAAGCUUCCUCUACGGAUACACGCUGUAAAGACUUGGAAAAGUGCCCACACCGGAGCACGUUGUUGCGCGACAAAAAGCUGCUGUGUACGUCUCAUUCGGCGCGACUGCAGUGUAACAUGCAACUCAGCGACUACGCAAAGUCGCUGCCUGACCCCGAGCGCAGCAGAUACAUCAUCAAAAUCGCGAAAUGCGGCGGAGAUGACCCGUUGGCGCUGUCCGAUGACCACUUUACGAACGAUGUUGCUUUUUAUCCAAGUGUCGACCGUGCGGACAUCAGAGACUAUCUAGUCCACGGGACGAGCUUCGUGACGCGGGAUCAGCUAAAGAGCUAUAAAUCCCUGGAGGCUCAUAAUUACGUCACCAGUGGUCUCGUGGAGCCACCAAGAGUGAAAGUUCGUGAUGGCAACGUCGUCGUCGUUGGAAAGGUCCGCCACUCUCAGGCGUUCAGAGAUAAGCUGCUGCUGCCGUGGCUGUUGAUUAAAGCUGACGGGGAAGUUUUGUGCGCGCACUGUACGUGCAUGGCCGGCCUCGGGGAGGCGUGCUCACACGUUGGUGCAGUGCUCUUUUAUUUGGAGGCUGUUGUGACACGCCGGGAUGGUCAAUCAUGCACAGAUGGGCAAAAUGCAUGGCUACCGCCUCAUCUCGUCAGUCUGGAAUGCCGACCGGUGGCAGAGAUGGACUUCGCGUCUUCCGCAAUGAAAAAACGCCGCCUGGACGACACUGAGGCUGCCCCCCGCGACCCACCAAGUGUUGAAAUGCCCAAGCCGAGAGAGGACGAGAUGUUAAAGUUUUUCUCGUCAUUGAGUAAAUCUGAGGGUAGGCCAGCACUUCUCUCGCUUGCCCAAAAAUUUGCUGACCCCUACAUUCCCUUGGGCUUGAAGUACCCUAAGCUCCUCCUCCGCAAUCUGCAAAGGAAGCAGUGCCCAAUUUCCUUGGAGGAUGUACAGGCAGAAUGCCGUAAUGUCUUGCAGGACCUCUCAAUUGAGCCUGAUGUAAGUUUCUUCGUCUCUUUGUAGCUUGCUUACAGCCAUACCUUGCCAAAAAAACUAAUUGUGCAGGUUGUUGUUGUAAUGUGCCGUGCAUCCAUGUGUCAGCAUCUGUUCACAAUUAUAAUUUAUGCUAAACCUGCACAUGCUGCCUGGGCACUUUUCAAAUGUAUGCAAUAUUGUCAUGAAUCUACAACAUCCUUAAAGCAUUACAGCAAAACUAAAAAACAA